UUCAGAUCUCUUAGUCUUUCCCUUCCUCACACAAUUCAGCCACUCUCUCACUCAUCGCUCUUUCCUUCUUCAUGGCUAUGUGUUCUUAUUUAUAAAACUAUGGAAGAAGAAGACACAAGACCCUACCAACCGUUAACUGACAUCCGCUGCCUAACAGAACAUUCUUUAUGAUUUAUUAUUUACAAUUAAGGCAGUUUUUGAGGGAAAAGGGAAGAAAUAGGAAAAAGAAAAGACAGAGAGAGUGAAAGAAAAAAUUAAACGAAAGUUACAAAACUUUCUCUCUUUUGCUAACUUUCUUUUCACACAUAUAUAUAUACACAUAUAUAUAUAGGUAUGUAUGUCACAUACAUAUACACUUCCUAUUUAGCAUUUUCUCUUUUCAUCUAUAUAUACACAUACUUUAUUUAGCUGUUCGUCUUUAUAUAUAUAUGUGUGUAUAUAGUGCGCUCUGGCGCAUCUCUCUCUCUCUCUUAUUUUAAUUGUUAAUUAUUUCUUCUAUGAACUUUAGAUGUGUACUAAUUACUAAAAUUAACUUUAAUUAACCUCAGCCACCCACCUCAUCUGCUCCAAAUAACAGAAACCAAGAACACCGCCGCUAGAUCAUCACCAUCAUUUGCAAGAGAUGGAAGUAUAAAACUUUUUUUUCAAAGUUCUGACAGCGAAACAAAAAUUACGAAAUAUUGAAAUAAUUUUUAAACAAAAUGGGAUAUCUGGAAGAAAAAUGGAAUAUUCCUUAAGUGAAGUGUAUAUACAUAUGUAUACAUCUUUUCCUGGAGUUUUACAGUUCAGAAGUGUGUUAAAAUGAUGUACUGAAAAAAAGAAUGUGUCGCUGAACGACCAGGCCAUUGAAUCCAUUAAAGCUGACCACUGAUGUGUCGGUGGUCAAUGAAGUCUUUGACACAAGUUGUGACUUAAAAAAAAUAUAUAUAUAUAAAAACAAACAAACGAACAACCCUUGCAGACCAUCCAAUCUACGCCCACCACCAGAGACAAUGAAUGUUAACUGCGAGGAGACGCCAUUUAUUUAUGUUAACCAAGACGACAUUAUCCACUUGACGCAAGAAGUGAAGAAUUUCUCUGAUGCUCUGGCAAAGUUAAAGUGUGUCUUCACUGAUGGAACCGUUUGUGGUGAUGAGAUCAAAGUCGCUGCCCAUGAACAGCUUGGGGAGGUUCUGUUUACACUACGGCAGGUACUAGAGAAGUAUUUUGCCCUUCAGUCAGAAGAUCUGUUUGAAACAGCUGGUAACCUCAUCAAUAAAAUAAAAAAUUACAAUUAUGAAAGCAGCAUCAGUUCUGGUAGCACUCAAAGUUUCUGUGACUGCAUUGAUAAACUGGCAUUGGCUUUUAGCAGCAGUGUAUCAGAGUAUCUGAUGGGAGACGUUGAACCCCUUUACACAGGUGAUAUUGCAAAAUCAAAGUCUUACGAAGUCAUUGCCAGUACUGUCAAUGUUCACACUCCAAUGGAUGAAACCAAAACAAUAAAUGUUAUGGGACCUGAUGAGGUGAACGAAAUUCUACGGCAACAUGACAGUGGCAUGGAUGUAGCUUUACAGAGAGCCAAAGUUUGGUCAAAGUACCUCAAAGACAUAAUUUAUUACAUUGAUAAGAAGGCACAGCUGGAAACGGAUUACUCCAAGAAUCUCAUACGUCUCGCUCAGACAACCAAAUCAACAAUUGUUGAAGAUGCACUCCUACCUUUACAAUCAGUGUAUUGCCUUCUCUUUAAUAUGGACAUGGAUUAUGCCGCUUCUUGCCAGAAAACUCAAACACAAUUACAGACAGACAAGUUCAUUCGGCCACUUGCUACACGACGAGCUGAACAUGAUAAAAUAAGGAAAAAUAUUAAAGAGUCUUGGAACCGAGAAGUGAAGAAAAUGCAAGAAUCCAUCUCCAACUUGCGCAAGGCUCAGUCGUUGUUCUACAAAAGCAAACAAGAAAACGAAAAGGCUCGGGAAAUGGCAAACAAGGCAGAGACAGAGAUGAACAUCCAAGGCAGCAGCAGCACGAUUUCCACCAAAGUGGACAAGCGCAAGAAAAUAGUGGAAGACACCAUGAAUCGGGCUUACGAAACGGAACAUUCUUACAGGGCGCACAUCGAUGAAACCAAUGCCAAACACAAGGAAUUGGACAAAAUAAAGGGGCAUCUUCUAUCAAAAGUCUAUGAACAGAUUUUACUUUGUGAUGAAACAAUAAAAAAUGUAACUGUUGAAUAUUUUGAUUUAUUACACAAUAUGACCGCAAGUGUACCUCUUCAGUUCAAAAGACUCUCAGAAAGCAGUAAGCAAUACACACCAGCCAGUAAAUAUGCAGAAUAUGUGCGUAGAUUGCCAAGCAACGGUGCCCACCAAAUAGAAGAAGAGGUGUUCAAACCUUACAUCCCUACUACAAAACCUGAUGAUAAGAAGCCCUAUGUGACCAACAGCCCAUCCUAUUCAUCAGAAGCACCAUCACAGGAAGGGUCACCAUCGUGUUAUGAUAUUACUGAUGGAACUCAUGGCAAUAGUGGAUCUCGAGGGUCCAAUAUAAAGGAAUGGUCUUCAGGAGAUCUUGCCAGUGACUCGGAUAGUACUCCUUCUGCGGAAUCUUCCCCUCCUGUCAGUCCUCGAGGUCCCAUCGCAUUGCAGACUUCCAGCGUCAAUUCCCUGGAAGACUUGGUUCAUGGAGAUGGGGAAGAUUCAGAAUAUAGUCAAACAAAAUCUCAGAAAGCGUCAGACACUUCAUCUGGUGUUAAAUUACAUCAAACUUUCCUUGGUAAACAUUGUCACACGUUUGGCGUUAAUUUAGAAGACCAUUUAAAGACAUUUAACACUGAUGUUCCACAUAUUAUUAAAAAAUGUCUCGGUGAAAUUGAAAGAAAAGGGAUCACAAUCAAGGGUAUCUAUCGUGUAUCCGGGGUGAAAUCCAAGGUAGAAAGUCUAUGUAAACAAUUUGAGGCUGAUCCAGAUGGUGUGGACCUUGAACAGCAGCAUCCCAAUGUUAUAACUAGUGUUCUUAAGAUGUACCUCAGACAGCUUCCGGAACCUUUACUUACAUUUGAUGCCUAUGGAGGUUUCAUUCAAACUGCCAAAGAAAUUAAUGCAGGUACAAUAUCAGGGGAGAAGAUAAUCGAUAAAUUAAAAGAAUUGAUUGGACAACUUCCACCAGCAAACUACAAAACUACUUCACUUUUAAUUUCUCACCUUCGGCAAGUAUCCAAAGAAUCUGAUGAGAACCAAAUGAAUGCCAGUAAUUUAGGGAUUGUCUUUGGCCCCACCUUACUCCGCCCUUAUGAAGGAACACCUCUGUCAUCUCUGGUUGAUACUUACUACCAAACCAUGUCUGUGGAACUUCUCAUUAAACACUCAGAUGAACUUUUUGGAGAGAAAACAGAAACUGUGAUAAUUCCAUCUCAAGAAAGUACCACAGCUAAAGAGAAACAUGAAAGAGUUCCCUCAACAAAAUCUUCAAAAAAAUCUGGUGGCUCUCAAGAAGAAUCUCCAACACUGGAACAAUUGGUGUCAGAGUCAUUCGCUGUGAGCUCUGCUUUGCCUGUAUCUGUUGCUGACAAUGCCUCUACCACCACCACUAUUACUACUACUACUACUACCACCACUACCACCACCACCUUCAACAAUACCAUCACCACUACCACCACCACCACCUCUACAUCUCCUUUGGCCCAAACUACUAUUACCACCACUACCUCACACGACCCCAUUUCAUCUGUUGCCAUAACGAUGCCUUUGACAGCUGCCAGUAAGACCAAUGACGAUACAAUUGUUGGGAAAGUUCAUCUUCCACUUCAGAUGGAAACGCAAGGAGAAAAACAACAACAACAACAGCAGCAACAAGUGCAGCAGCAGCAUCAACAGUUCAAACGCCUGCAGCAGCAACAACUACGACAAAAACAAUCUCUGCCACUACAUCACCAUGAAGUCCAUUUAACAGAACCCAAAAGCUUCCAUUUGUCCCCCACAAAUAAACAGAAACCUUUUCAUGAAUCUCCAAAUUUUGACGUCGGAAAGAAAAAUGACCACCGGAAGUUGACCGAAACUCGGUCGCUUCCUUUCUUGUUGAGGACUGAACAAAAAGCAUUGGAUCAGAGAGCUAUUCCGACAUCGCUAAAAACCGACGCUAAAGUCUAUUAUUACCCGUCUAAAUAUUCAGAUGAUGGAGUCCGGCUGACAGCUGCCAGAAGCCUAGACACUGUCACUUCAUUUAACCCUGCUACCACUUCUAAGCCUGGCAAGCUGCCGUCGGAGCACACUGAAGUGCCACUGUCGGCAUUGCGCCACAUCAAAUCGCCACCUGUCGUCACGGCGAAGGUGUGCGUGAAAACGACGGCUCCCAGGCCAAACCAGCCUCGACACCGAGAAGAAAUCUUCGACCUGUUGCCUGGCAUUUCUCCCAGUUCUGCAUCUAACCCCAAGACGCCGUUACAUCGGACUGUGUCUGCCAAUUCCCCCGUCGUCCUCACUUCCAUCAUACCGAUCGAACCAAAGAUGCAGGCGCCUGAGAUUCCACUCGCCCACAAACCUGCAAGCAGCAAAUCCAGUUCUCCAUCAGUGACGUCUACGGAAUCGCUGGACUCCUCAUCCUCGGAAUUACUCAUUCCCCUUGCGCGUUCGCCCUCAGAUGAUCGUCAACCACGUUUUGUUUGAUGAAUUUUUUUUUUUUUAAUUAAAUAUUUAUAAAUAUUUAAAAAAAAAAAAAGAACAUCAUAAUAUAAAUAUAAA
This is a messenger RNA of Octopus sinensis (East Asian common octopus), 4715 nucleotides long. Its product is annotated as rho GTPase-activating protein 45. Lineage: Eukaryota; Metazoa; Mollusca; Cephalopoda; Octopoda; Octopodidae. The coding region runs from base 993 to 4640 and encodes 1215 amino acids. The record is from RefSeq and is a predicted model, not a curated record. Gene Ontology annotation, biological process: signal transduction; activation of GTPase activity. Gene Ontology annotation, molecular function: GTPase activator activity. The transcript has 30 exons.